AUGGCCGUGUGUGCCCACUGCAAGGCUCGACACUGGGAGUGCAAAGGACGAACCGGACACUUCAGCACGUGCUGCUUGCAGGGUAAGGUGCAGCUACCUCCUCUCUCCGGCCCAAUCCCGAGUAUCAAUAGCUACUUGAAGGCUCGGAUAGCGGUCAGUUGCUCCGUCCAACGACAUUCGUCUGUAGUAGGCCCACAUGCUGAACUGUGCGACCCACCUACACAGAAGCUAAGGCAUUCCGGCGUUCCGCGAGAAUGCCCGGUCGUACAACAACGCGCUGUCUUUCACUUCGCUUGCUGCUCACUUCGACCAGAUACGACUCGGCACUUUAGGACCCCCGUGUUCGCGUGUUCGGUCACCUCUAUCAUCGACUCGGUGCCCUGAUCCCCGCCGUGAAUCAACGCCCAGCCUUUGCUCAGACAUGGCUCAUCGACCCGGUCGAGGCCACCGACACUCGACUUGGACCCAACGGCCCAGACCGUCGCAUACAAAGAUCUACGUUGACCAAGCUCGAGUCCAAGUUGCGUACCAACAAUCGCUUUGUGAGGCUGUUUGCGUUGACCAAAGCUCGUGCAGGUUGGGAUACGGCCAAAUAAUGGAUCCUGCGCCUCUGCCUCCCGCCAGGCUGAGACCGACGCACCCACAACCUUCCUACGUCGAGCACGGAAAUGGCGAUACUCAUCUGCGAUUCCGACACCAACACGGGAGAUCAUGGACGUCAAGACCUUAUUCUCCAGGUGCACGGUGAUCGAUGUCCCGAGGGUCGGCCCAAAUACCAAGUCGUUAGCUCGCUCCAUCCGUCCGCGAUGCCUCUCCGUUACCCACUACUUUUUCCUGCAGGGGAAGAUGGCUUCCACCCCAACAUUCCUCUUUGCGGGUUCCACCAAGCCGGGCCGCCAAUCGCCAGAAACCGAGAGCAGAUCGACAAUGGUGUCCAAUUGCGCGAGGUACUUGCCGGUCUCGGUCUGGAUGACGAAGACGUACAGGAGGACGAAGACCGCGACGAUGAGGAUGAAGACGGCGAGGAAGGGGACGAAGAGAAUGGUGAUGGUGAACGUACGCGUCUUCGGCUCUUUCUCGGAUGUUCCAUUCUGUCUAAGGCGCAAGCACAGACUGACAUUGAACUUUUGAACACCUAGGACGAAGGUCAAGUAAAGGGGUCGAGGUCGAGGUGGCGAGUCUCGCGUUCACAAUUCUUUGCGCACUACUUGCCGAAGGCGACAAGUACUUCUCAAUCCCGCAUUGCACCCAACGUCCCUUCCUGGAGUUUGUGAUUUACGGAUGUACUCCCAAGUCAAGAUCGAUUGACUCAACACAUCCGGUUGCAUCAAGAGAACCUACACCUCACCACGACCCAAGGCAUCAACGGCUUGACCCCGAACCAAAUCGCGACAUCACGCAGCGAUACCAGGAUGCGAUGGCGUGCGUUGUCAAACAUGGAAAGCCUCCGCUGCUCAUCACGAUGACGUACGACCCCGACUCACCGGAAAUCAAGGCUGCACUGGGGCCGAUAAAGCAUGCAACCGUCCGGAUCUCAUUGCACGAGUGUUUGAAGCCAAGCCCGGCAACAAGCGACAUGCAGGCUGUUUCGGCGAUGAAUGUAAGAUGAAUAGAUUUUGUUUCUUUGCUGUACUUCGUAUUGUGUUUUCUUAA
Molecule: messenger RNA, 1653 nt
Organism: Microbotryum saponariae
Lineage: Eukaryota; Fungi; Basidiomycota; Microbotryomycetes; Microbotryales; Microbotryaceae
Source: the annotation of a GenBank genome assembly